CUUCACUUCAGACCAUUGUCCAUUGGUCCAAGCAGAGCAACCCCACCCACCACAGCUUUGUUCUUCGGUUCUUCCAGUGGUGCACCGGUCGAUCUCUAUGGGGGAGCAGCAGCAGCACAAGAAGAGGCCACGGAACGCGGAGGGGAGCGGCGGCAAGAAGUCCAGCGUCCUGGCGCUAUCCUACAGUCCGGUGGCUACCGUGGCACCAUCGGCACCGGCGGCGCCCAGCCCCGUUGCUAUGGCAAAGCCAGCCCCCACGGUGGCCGUGACCAGUCCUCUGGCCGUCAUGCCGCCGGCACCGGCCGCCCCCGGUCCAGCGGCCAUGGUGGAGGGAGACAUGACUACGCCAGCCGCCACGGUCGUGGUGACCAGUCCAGUGGCCGCCAUGCCGCCGUCGCCGGCCGCCCCCAGUUCAGCUGCCAUGGUGGUGGAUCUGGAGCCGACCGGUCCAGUGGCUACUGUGAAGCCAGUCCGCGUGGUGAAGCCGGAAGACGAAGUGGCCGAACAAGAAGAUGCGGCAAUGGCAGCCGGGGCGACGGAAGAUGUGGAGCUCGCCAUCUUGGCCUUGCCCAAGAAGUCGUUUCACUGCGCCGCCUGUCUUUGCCCCCUCAAGCCUCCAGUAUUCAGGUGCGAGAACGAGCAUUUCGUGUGCCAGGCCUGCGGCGGCAACAGUGUCGACGGCGGCGGCGCGAACAAGCACUGCGGUCCAUGCGGGCGCGAGGUAUCCUACACCCGCUCCCGCUUCAUGGACGGCGUGGUCGACGCCUACAAGGUGCCGUGCCUCUACAAGGGACACGGCUGCGCCAUGGACGACAUCCCCUACCACUCAGCCGCCGACCACAAGGCCAGCUGCAAGCACGCGCCCUGCUACUGCUUCGACUGCCGCUUCGUGGGCUCGCCGGCCAAGCUCGUGCGCCACCUCGCGUCGCCGUCCGGCGCGCACGCGUGGCCCGUGGAGAAGAUCAAGUACGAGGUGCCCCACCCGUUCGUCGUGCCGGCGUCGGAGGAGGAGGACCAGCGCCGCCUGCUGGUCGCGGAGGACGGCCGCGUGUUCCUCCUGGCCGUGGGCGCCGGCAGGGACCCGGGCGGCCGCCGCGCCGUCACCGUCGUGUGUGUCAGGGGCAACGCCGACGCGGACGCGGACGCCAAGCCUCUGUACACGGGCGUGCUCUGGGUGGACGGCCCUCCGGCGCCCCCGCGCCAGCCGCUGGGGUGCAGCUUCAGGCUGAAGGCGACGGUGGCGAGCUGCUCCGUCCCCGGCGUCGUGGACAUGGACCAGGGCUGGCUCCACGCCCAUGUCAGCCCCAACAUGCUGCACGGCCACGGAGGAGAGUCCGGCGACUGCGAGCUUCAUCUGCGCCUUUGUCUCACUAAGCUAGCGUGAAUUAGCCCCGCCUCGCUGGCUAACCUAGCUAGCUAAUCAUGAUCGACUUUGCUACUGUUUUCGUCCUAGAUGCACAUGAACCCCACCCCAGUACUAGUAGUAUGAUUUUAUGAUGGAAAACCUCGGUAUGGAUGGAUUUGUAGGGUGCUCCUUCACCCGUUAAUGACUCGCUAAUUUGCAGAUGAUUUGCACUUCUUUGUGUGGUGGAGCAGGGUUUUGGUUUUUGAAAUGAAAAAAA
This is a messenger RNA of Triticum urartu, 1622 nucleotides long. RefSeq lists its product as uncharacterized. Gene Ontology annotation, molecular function: zinc ion binding. The record is from RefSeq and is a predicted model, not a curated record. NCBI's taxonomy places the organism in Eukaryota, Viridiplantae, Streptophyta, Magnoliopsida, Poales, Poaceae.